GGCGCUUCCGCCGAGCCGGCAUGGACGGGGCGGGCGCGGAGGAGGAGCGGGCGCCCGAACGGCUGGAGUGCAAGGACGAGAAGGAGGAAACAUCACUGAAAACUGAGCAGUUUGUGGUAGAUGCUGAUGCUGCCGCUGGACAAGGUACAGGGAGCAGUGUGCUAUCUGCAUUCCAAAGCACAACUGUAAAGGAAGGAGCUGAGCAUACCUUGGGAACAGAAGAUAGGAUCAGAUCUGUAAAGAAGGUGGUGGAAGAUGGAAGAUACUGCACCCUGCAGGCAACUGGGUCAGCUCCCCAAGACUCGGUGGCACUUGACAGCCAGCUUGAUCUUGCCUCUGUGUGUGGGCAGCUGUCAAAUUCCCUCCGUGACAUGAAGGCUGUGUCCCCACUUCCUGUGGUUGGAUUUGUACCGGAGCCCACAGGUCAGUCAGGGGCACGUGAGCAGUGUGAGAGCUAUUACUCGGAUGGGACUGAAAAGGAGGCAAAGAAGAAAAAAAGUAAUGACGGAAGUGGAAUGUGGGCUGAGAAAGCAUCUAGUGGAAUGCCUGGAGACCUCUGCAGGCAGCGUGUGAGCAGCCCAGCUACUCGCCAAUCAUCCAGAUGUGCUUCAGCCAACCCUGCAACUCAGCAGUCCUACAAGGUGUCUUCAGCUCUGGCAUGUGGAAGUAGCCAUGAUGGGACCAAAGGAAAGAGUGAGUUAUUUGAGAAUCCAGGAAUUCUGCCACCGGUGAGGAAGAAGCCACGCACCUUAUAUAGCGCAGAGCAGCUAGAAGAGUUGGAGAAGAUGUUCCAGGAAGACCACUAUCCCGACAACGAGAAGAGGAGGGAGAUCGCGGCUGUGGUUGGUGUAACACCACAACGUAUCAUGGUCUGGUUUCAGAAUCGCAGGGCAAAGUGGCGGAAAUCGGUGAAGUUGAGUGUGAAAGGCAACAAAAAAUACCCAACAUCAUCAACUCUCUCAGUCACCUUUGGGUCAGAUGGUUGUGGGGCACCUCUUCUGCCCAUGCCUCCAUUGCCUGACAUUGCUCAUGACCAGCCUGCCAUGCUAGAUGUAGACACUACAGCUGGGAACUACUCCAGCCUGCUCAGUGGACAUCCUGCACCACUUGCCUCCUCCUCAGUCUCCUCAGUGGCUGGAAUGGUGGCCCCAUGUGAAGCAGCUCAGACAAAGGUGUUACAACAGCUCAACUUGAAUUCCAGCAGAACGGAGUGCUCCCUUAGUCUUCCCAGUCCUCCGCCCAUCCGCAGGGCCAGCCUACCUCGCAGCCUGUCCUUUGACCCCCACAGUCAUAUUGCUCCCUUGAUGCUGGACACUCCCAGCAGUGAAUGCAGCUUGUCCAGUCAGGAAAACGGCUCCGGGCAGGCCUUCAAUUACAGCAUCCAGAAUCAAGGCUUGAGUUCACCAGUUCCCUGCAAUUAUCCUGAGCAACUGGAAUCAGGAGGUGACCUAGAGACCACGUACUGUCAGUACUGCAGCCAGGGUGGAAUUUACCAGCUGCCCCCAUAUCCUGAACAGCACCAGCUCUCCCAGUUCCACCAUCUGCCAGGUCACCUGGCCAGCAGUGUGCCCUCCAGUGUCCACCUCGCUCCUACAAUGCUGCCCGAGUCCCACAGAGAUUUCCUUGCCUUACCCGGUGACAGUGGAGUUGUAACCUGUGGGGCAGCAGGAGCCACACAAGGCUACAUACAAAACCACAUGGAGGGACAGCUGUUGUUACAGGAGCCAAAUGAAAACUCAGCAGGCAUUGCUGCUUAUGAAGCUGUCCCCUGGAGUGAUUUCUGCAUGCAGGGAGCUCCAUUCUCCAACCAGCUGCACUCACGAAUGCAGUUUUCUAGCACAGCCGGAGGACAGUACUUCACAGAGCAGAUUUCCUACACUCAGCCACCUUGCCUGCCCUCCUCACCGUGUUUUCUUCGAGUGCCCAAUGGAACAGCACUGGGAUCCAUGCCACAUACUGGAAAACAAAAGGGAGUGACACCACCAGGCCAGAGUUCAUACCAGAACCACCAAACAGAGCCAGAGUUGACAUCGCUUGUUGAAAGAGAGGAAGCAGAGAGUAGCAGCAAGAAAGGAGAGACUAUUGCUGAAAUUAAAGAGGAAACUAAUGACUGAUGCUGCUGCACUCUGACAAGAAAACAAAGGAAGAGGAAAUGUUGCCAUUUUAAACUGUGCACAACAAGAAGAGAUAAAAAGAGAUGAGAAUAAUAGUAUUUGCAACAGAAGCACUUUUUGGUUUCUUUUUUUGGGUUGUAUUUUUUUUUUUCUUGUUGACAUGAUUAUUUUCCUGCUGAGGAAGGAAGCAGGGAAAUUUCAAUCAAUAAAGGCUUCUGCUUUGUGGUUUUUGCAAA
Molecule: messenger RNA, 2350 nt
Organism: Falco peregrinus (peregrine falcon)
Lineage: Eukaryota; Metazoa; Chordata; Aves; Falconiformes; Falconidae
Gene: NOBOX
Product: NOBOX oogenesis homeobox
Exons: 9
Coding region: 21-2114 (697 amino acids)
Biological process (GO): regulation of transcription by RNA polymerase II
Molecular function (GO): DNA-binding transcription factor activity, RNA polymerase II-specific; RNA polymerase II cis-regulatory region sequence-specific DNA binding
Source: RefSeq, a predicted model, not a curated record